UUGCUGUAUUCUCCAAUUGAGAACAUCCAGAGGGUAGCUGCAGGAGUACUCUGUGAACUGGCUCAGGAUAAAGAAGCUGCAGAGGCAAUUGAGGCUGAGGGUGCCACUGCUCCACUUACUGAACUUCUUCACUCCAGGAAUGAAGGUGUUGCCACUUAUGCUGCUGCUGUUCUGUUCCGUAUGUCUGAGGACAAACCACAAGACUACAAGAAACGUCUGUCUGUUGAACUGACAAGCUCCUUGUUCAGAACUGAACCUAUGACUUGGAAUGAGACUGGAGAUCUUGGACUUGAUAUUGGAGCCCAGGGAGAACCUCUUGGAUACCGUCAAGAUGAUCCUAGCUACCGUCCCUUCCACUCUGGUGGAUAUGGGCAGGAUGCUAUGGGUAUGGACCCAAUGAUGGACCAUGACAUGGGUGGCCAUCACCCUGGUGCAGAGUACCCAGUUGAUGGGCUGCCAGAUCUUGGACAUGCCCAGGACCUGAUUGAUGGGUUACCCCCAGGUGAUAGCAAUCAGCUGGCCUGGUUUGACACUGAUCUGUAAAUUGCUACCUUUUUUUUUAGCUGUUGUCUGAAUGGACUUGCAUUGUGAUUUGGCCUGUAGAGUUGGGGUGGGCAAGUAUCUUGGAAAGUGCCUGAUGCACUAACAAAAGUGGAGUUUCCUAUGGGAACAAUCUAAGUAAAUUGUUCUGGUCCUUUUUGGUUGGAGUAAACUGCGAAAUGGAUUUUGGGAGUGGCUGCCUAUUUUGAAGGAAGUACAAGAGUAGAUCUAAAGAUGGAUUUUAAAACUAGCUUUUUUUUUUUUUUUAAACCCUGUCUUUUAAUGGUACUGACCUAGCUUGCUUUAAACUAGUCUAGUCACUAUUUUUAUUUUUCAGGAAUUUAUUUAAGUCUUGUAGUAUUAAGUUUAUAGUGGUAAUGCUCCAGCCAUUUCUAACAAUCAAGUACUGGUGUAGAACACUAAUACAUAAUCAAUUAAACUGUAUUCUUUAAUAGUGUAACAUUGUGUAGCUUUUGUAUAAAACAAAUUAGAAUUUGUCCAAAUACAUUCUUUUUAAUGCUGAAAUAAUCAGGUUUAACUAUUUUCCAGUGUCAGAUUUAUUCCAAGGAGGGUGCCCUUGGGUGGGGGUGGGUUGGGGCAGGAUUGACCUUUUUGUAAACAACUUAAAGUAAUUUGGCUUUUUUUUUUUUUUUUUUUUUUUUUAAAUCCCAAAGUUGUAGCCUGCUGUGCUUAAUGGAAACUUAGUUAUAAAAUGGCUUAACAAUAAAAAAUAAACCUAUGUAUUUCAA
Molecule: messenger RNA, 1289 nt
Organism: Acipenser ruthenus (sterlet)
Lineage: Eukaryota; Metazoa; Chordata; Actinopteri; Acipenseriformes; Acipenseridae
Product: catenin beta-1-like
Biological process (GO): positive regulation of transcription by RNA polymerase II; cell adhesion
Cellular component (GO): catenin complex; adherens junction
Molecular function (GO): alpha-catenin binding; transcription coactivator activity; protein phosphatase binding
Source: RefSeq, a predicted model, not a curated record